Molecule: messenger RNA, 1432 nt
Organism: Prunus dulcis (almond)
Lineage: Eukaryota; Viridiplantae; Streptophyta; Magnoliopsida; Rosales; Rosaceae
Exons: 7
Coding region: 16-1377 (453 amino acids)
Source: RefSeq, a predicted model, not a curated record
AGCCAAUACGUGAGUAUGCACUAUGCCCCCUGUCUGGAAAUAGUCUCAGACAUUGGUAAAUACGACUGGGGCGGUGCGGCGUUGGCUUGCUUGUAUAGAUCAUUGGAUUCUUGUUCCAGGGGCAGGUCAUCAAGCAUGGGCGGGUAUUGGAGGGCAUGGGAGGUAUGGGCUUGCGAGUACCUAAAGCCGUUUGCUUUAUCAAGGCCCAGUGGGACCUUGAACACGUGGCUCAGAACAUUGAGGUGGGUUGGUGCAAAAUCAAAGCGGGACUUGCAACAUCACUUGGAACAUUUUAGAGUGAUGAUGCGACAUCUAACAAAUGAUCAGGUUAAUUGGAACCCAUGGGGGACCAAUGAAUCCGACAUGCCGGAAGCCGUCAUAAAUAGUGUGCCAACAACCCGUAAACGAAUCCUACUUGAGGGACCAGCUGGUUCAGCCUGGUUUUUGGGAGAGCGAGUCGCAAUGCAAAGUUUAGGCACCACAGAACCUCAAGUACCCAAAAUUCCACCGAGGACAAUGCUUUCUGAUUAUAAGCUAACUGAUGAGGCAGAAGUCAGGGAAGCACUGAAUGGGUACCCCGCUUCAGAAUGGCUUGCAAAUUCAUCCAACUAUGGCCACUACAGAGAUGAGUACAUAAGGUACCGCCACUAUGAGGACUUACGUGAAGCGGAAGGAGAAGAUCGAAAUCUCGUAGGGGCCAAUAUAAGGGUAGGAAACAUCUCUCCUCAGCCAUGGUCAGUGCGAAUACCAUGCUGGGCAGCCGAAAAUGGAAGUAAACUUGUGCGGAUACCGCGUGGGCAAGAUAGUCUUGAUCUACCAUUACCUGCUGGUGUGACACAUGUAACUGCUGAAGCUGCAACCGAGAUUUUGGAGCUGAAUGCUAGGUUGAAUGCCGUACUAUUUUCAACUUCAUUGGAAGCAAGCAUAGAGAUCAGUCGCCUACGGCAAGAGAUUGAGAAAUUGAAGAACACCUCGGGAACAACCAUUGCAAGUUCAGGUAUUGGUGAAGACGUCUUAGAUGAUGAUGCAGAACAUGAGUUUCGCACAAAAUUUAAAGCUGACCACAUAGGUAGAAAAGGAAAGACAAAAAUUGUGAUACCAGAAGAGCAUGAAGAAGAUGAGGAAGAGGAAGAAGAAGAGGAAGAAGAGGAAGAUGAAGAGGAAGAUGAAGACGAUGCUUGGAUCGACGAGACAGAGGUUGGGGAUGAGGAUGAGGAAGCCGAUGAGGACGAGGUUGGGGAUGAGGAUGAGGAAGCCGAUGACGGCAGGGCCGCAGCUAAGGGUAAUCUGAAUGCAGAACAAGACUCCACACACCAAAAAGGCAAAGUUGAGAAAAGUCUUCGUUCACGUACCCCAAAGAGAAAGAAAACCAAGUAAAUUAUGGAAACGAUUCAAUUUUCCGGAUCAUUGGUCCGUUUUGUAAUAUAAUAUG